Messenger RNA from Aricia agestis (brown argus), 1961 nucleotides. It is a transcript of the gene fz2, whose product is annotated as frizzled-2. Gene Ontology annotation, cellular component: plasma membrane. Gene Ontology annotation, molecular function: Wnt-protein binding; Wnt receptor activity. Gene Ontology annotation, biological process: canonical Wnt signaling pathway; non-canonical Wnt signaling pathway. The record is from RefSeq and is a predicted model, not a curated record. NCBI's taxonomy places the organism in Eukaryota, Metazoa, Arthropoda, Insecta, Lepidoptera, Lycaenidae. The transcript has 3 exons. Bases 360 to 1955 code for a protein of 531 amino acids.
CGAAAUUACGAAUCAGUUCCGCUCCUCGCGCCGCGUUUACCGCACGUCGCUCGCGCUCCCGACCGAAAUACCGACGUCAACUGUUUGUAACCACCGCUCAGCUGAUCAGUGACUUAAGUUCGACAUUUUUACACGGUAUUCGGGCUAUACCGAGCGAAUUGUCCGUGUGUGAUACGAGUUGGAGGUGUUCUCGACCGAGUGUAUAAAUAUACGCGUCCGAACGGUCGCGAGUGUGACUGAUCGAUACGUUUAAAUGAUAACAUGGAUUCAAUUAGGUGUUUAAGACGGUGAAGUUGCGUGCCCUCAGCGUCCCGACUGCACGUCACCUCGCUGGAGUGAAGCGAUGCGGUAAAACCACAAUGUGGGCCCUGGUGGUGCUGGCGGCGGUGGGGGCGGUGGCGGGGGCGCUGCAGCCGCGCUGCGAGGAGAUCACCAUACCCAUGUGCCGCGGCAUCGGCUACAACCUCACCUCAUACCCCAACGUCAUCGACCACGACACGCAGGAGGAGGCAGGACUUGAGGUGCACCAGUACUGGCCGCUGGUCGAGAUCAAGUGCUCGCCGGACCUGAAGUUCUUCCUGUGCUCGGUGUACACGCCCAUCUGCAUCGAGGACUACGCCAAGCCGCUGCCCGCGUGCCGCAGCGUGUGCGAGCGCGCGCGCGCCGGCUGCGCCCCGCUCAUGCAGAAGUACGGGUUCCAGUGGCCGGAGCGCAUGGCGUGCGAGCGACUGCCACGCGUCGGCGACCCCGACCAGCUAUGCAUGGAGGAGACCGACCGGCCGGAGCCCGAGCCGCCGCGCCCACCCCCGCGCCGCCCCCCGCCCCGCCCCUGCAAGGACCCAAAAAACUGCGAGACCGGCCCCGCUGCCGCCGCCGAGGACGAGUGCGCGUGCGCGUGCCGGGCGCCGCUGGUGCCCGUGCGCGCGCCCAACGCCAGCGUGGCCGGCCUACCCGACUGCGCGCUGCCAUGCCGCGGCCCCUUCUUCACGGCCGAGGAGAAGGAGUUCGCGGCGGUGUGGGUGGCGCUGUGGGCCGGCCUGUGCGCCGCCAGCACGCUCGCCACGCUCACCACCUUCCUCAUCGACUCGCAGCGGUUCAAGUACCCCGAGCGGCCGAUCGUGUACCUGUCGGCGUGCUACUUCAUGGUGGCGCUGGGCUACCUGGCGCGGCUGGCGGUCGGCCACGAGGCGGUCGCGUGCGACGGCACGCUGCUGCGCACGUCGGCCGACGGCCCUAGCGCCUGCACGCUCGUCUUCGUGCUCGUCUACUUCUUCGGCAUGGCGUCGUCCAUCUGGUGGGUGGUGCUGUCGUUCGCGUGGUUCCUGGCGGCCGGCCUCAAGUGGGGCAACGAGGCGAUCGCCGGCCACGCGCAGUACUACCACCUGGCCGCGUGGCUCGUGCCCGCCGCCAAGACGGUGGCCGUGCUGCUCGCCGGCGCCGUCGACGGCGACCCGGUGGCCGGCAUCUGCUCCGUCGGCAACUCCUCCCCCGAGAACCUGCGCAAGUUCGUGCUCGCGCCGCUCGUCGUGUACUUCGCGCUCGGCGCCACGUUCCUGAUGGCCGGCUUCGUGUCGCUGUUCCGCAUCCGCUCUGUCAUCAAGCGGCAGGGCGGCGUCGGCGCCGGCUCCAAGGCGGACAAGCUCGAGAAGCUGAUGAUCCGCAUCGGCGUGUUCAGCGUGUUGUACGCGCUGCCGGCGGGCGUGGUGAUCGGCUGCCUGGCGUACGAGGCGAGCGGGCGCGAGCGCUGGCUGCGGCGCGUGGCGUGCGGCGCGGCGUGCGGCCCGCGCCCGCUCUACUCGGCGCUCAUGCUCAAAUACUUCAUGGCGCUGGCGGUGGGCAUCACGUCGGGCGUUUGGAUCUGGUCGGGCAAGACGCUGGAGUCGUGGCGGCGCGUAUGGCGCGGCCCGCGCGCGCCCCCGCCCGCGCACCGUGCGCUCGUCAAGGGGGCGGUGUGACGGGGC